Molecule: messenger RNA, 414 nt
Organism: Tetrahymena thermophila SB210
Lineage: Eukaryota; Ciliophora; Oligohymenophorea; Hymenostomatida; Tetrahymenidae
Exons: 3
Source: RefSeq, a predicted model, not a curated record
AUGGAUGUUUAGGAGAAUUUAAGCUAGAAUUAGCAGGUCAAUUACUUUAAGAGUAAAUUGACUGAUUUAAAAUAAUUUAAGAAAUAACUUGAAGAAGCAUACAAUGAUAAAAGUACAACCUACCUAUAAAAGAAUGAUAAAUUCUUUGCAAUUAUAAACGAUUACAAGCAAUAACUUGAAGAUAUAUAAAAAAUAAUAGAAGAAGAUAUAGUUAAUGUGAAUGCUCCUAACAUACCUGAAGAGCUAAUUAAACGCUAAGAUUAAGAUUAAAGUAUUAAGGAGUAUAUGUAAGAAAGAAAAGAAUUAGUAAAGAAAAGUAUAGAUGGAUAAAAAGAAAAACUAUAGUUUAUUUAAAAUUUUACAAAUGAAUUUGAGAAGAGUUUAAAAGAGUAUAAAAUUUUACCUGAUUCUUGA